AUGAUAAUAUUGCUUCUGAUCCCAAUAGCUCAGGCAGCUUUAUUAUCAUCAGCUAUUACUUUUCGGCAUGGAGCAAGAGCUUCUUAUUACAAAUACAGCUGAGAUACCGCUACAUGACCUCAAGGACUUCAAGAGCUGACUCCAGCCGGAAUGAGGCAGCACUAUCUAAACGGUGUCCAGCUCAGACAGAGAUAUAUAAUUGAUCAGUCGUUUUUAAAGCCAAAUUAUGAUAGUACUGAAAUAUACGUCCGCUCAACAGACGUAAACAGAACCAUCAUGAGCGCCGAAAGUUUAUUAACCGGCCUUUAUCCAAAUGGCCCCAAAAUUGCUAAUGCAAAUUUGCAAAAAGCAGUCCCUCCUAUACAAAUCAAUGGUCUCCCUGAUAUCCAAGCUAAGCUUGGGAACUAUGCUUUACCUAUAAAACGUCAGCCAAUUCCUAUACAUGUAGUAGAGAUGAAACAUGAUACCAUGCUAUAUGCUUUUGGAGAUUCUUGCCCCAGAUUUGACCAGCUUUAUAAUGAUAUUCCUAACACUCAGGCAUACCAGGAAAAAGUAACAGAAUACAUAAAUUCUGGACUUCAAGCUCAAGUCAAUGAAAUUUUCAACACAAAUGCAUCUUAUGAAGACGCUUCUAAUUUUGGAGAUACCAUGGUUUGUGAGCUUUUUGACGGUUUUCCGCUACCUGAAGGAGUUACUUAUGAGAUCUAUAUGGAGCUUAUAGGCAUGUACAAUUACACAAAUACUUAUUAUUUUACCCCAGAAGGUGCAGCACUAUCAUCAACAGAAUUUUUUAAAACAAUUAUUCAGCAAUUUAAUAUGACAAUUUUAAAUGAGCCGACUGUAAAACUUUCUCUUUAUUCAGCUCAUGAUACAACCUUGGCAGGAUUUUUAAUAUUCUUAGGUGUAUGGGAUGGUUGGAAUCCUCUUUUUGCCUCAACUCUUAUAUUUGAGCUAUAUGGAGAAAACGGAGGAUAUUUUGUAUCAAUUAUUUAUAAUGAUAAUGUUUUAACCUUGCCUGGGUGUGUAGAAAUGUGCCCUUUUGAUGAGUUCGUAAGCAUAAUAGAGCCUAAUUUGAUAAAAAAUAUGACGUUAGGCUGCCAGAAACAAAAACCACAAUAA
Molecule: messenger RNA, 1119 nt
Organism: Blepharisma stoltei
Lineage: Eukaryota; Ciliophora; Heterotrichea; Heterotrichida; Blepharismidae
Source: the annotation of a GenBank genome assembly